Linum trigynum is the source of this 3322-nucleotide messenger RNA. The record is from the annotation of a GenBank genome assembly. NCBI's taxonomy places the organism in Eukaryota, Viridiplantae, Streptophyta, Magnoliopsida, Malpighiales, Linaceae.
CAUCUGCCUCAUUGUUUCCGGGCUGUCAAUCUUAGGGACCAAAGUCAAGCAGGUAUGAUUAAAGCUUCUUAGAAUGAGACUGGAUGCAAAGAAGGAGCGAACUGACUCAAUUACGGACGGGCCGAUAAUCCCCCAAUAAAUUCUGUAAAACUUCCAGGUAAAAUCGUCAUAUCCUGGAGCCUGAGUAGCAGCAAUUAAGAAGACUGCUCUCCUUAUCUCCUUCGGUUCAACCUCCGCUAUCAAGCAAGCAUUCAUCUCAUCGCUCACAACCCCUUCCAUUGGCAAGGACUGGAGCUGAGCUUCCAUAUCUUCAACCUGGUUUUCAGACAUGAAUAGAGCUUCAUAGAAUUUAACAGCUAAAGAGGCUUUCUCGACCUCUCCCGUACACCACCUCCCAUCUGGAGUUUGUAGUUUCUCCACUAUAUUUUUCCGGCGACAGACUCGGGUAACAACGUGGAAGUAGCUCGUAUUUUUAUCCCCAUCUUGCAGCCAAUGAACACGAGGCUUUUGAUACUAGUACCUCUCCUCUGCCGUCCAUUGGCUGUUAAGUUCCGUUUCCAGCCUAUUAAUUUGCUCCCAAUCAAUCGAAGCUACUUGCUUUAACGCCCCAAAUUCAUUCUGCAGAAUUCGGAUAUUGCGAGCAGAUUUACUAGUGCCUGCACGACUCCAAUCAUAAAAAAGAUGAUGCAACUGCUUCAGCUGCGACCACAAUUGGUACAUUGCUGAGCCACCUAUCUCCUGCUCCCACACAUAAUUGACAAACAGCUUCACUUCCGGGUUAUCAUCCCAUCCCGCAUUGAAGCGAAACAGUGGACGAGAGUGUCGCACAUAAGGUUUACUCGCAAUCAACAACGAACGAUGAUCAGAACCAAGGUCUCUACAGUGUUGCACAAUGGACUGCGAGAAAGCUUCGAGCCAAGAAUGGGGAUCCAAAGCUCAAUCCAACCUUUCUCUAAUCCUCGCCGCUCCCAUCCUCCUGUUCGACCAAGUAAAAGGGCUACCUCGGAAGCCAAUGUCUCCAAGUCCCAGCACAUCCAUCGACUCACGAAGAGCCUGGGUAGAGUCCGGGUUCCAUGGGAAGCCACCUUCUUUUCUGAGGAACUUAACACACAGUUCAAGUCCCCAAAAAUCUAGAAAAGGAUCUCUCAGGAAGCGGGACACCUGCAAGCUGAUCAGCGAGAGACUGAAUAUCCCGAUGGCACAAGACUUGGGUCACUAUCUUGGAUUCCCAAUCUUACAUGGUCGUAUUACGAUGGAUACGUAUCGAUACAUUUUUAAUCGUAUUAAUAAGCACCUAGCAGGAUGGAAAGCGGAUAACCUUUCGCUACCGAGACGCGUUAGACUGGCCAUGUCAGUUUUGAAUGUGAUUCCCUCCUAUGCGAUGCAAACUUUUGUUCUUCCUGCAGGAAUAUGUGACCAGAUUGAUCAAAAGAUCUGGGCAUUCAUAUGGGGCUCUCAACAAGGAAGACGGCGUAUACACCUUAUUAAUUGGGAGACGAUAUGCCUCCCAAAAGACCAAGGCGGCCUGGGGCUCCGAUCGGCUCGAGAGCUUAAUGCAGGAUACCAUAUGAAGCUAGCUUGGACAAUGUUAACCAAGCCUGAAGAAUUGUGGGUACAGGUAUUAAAAGAGAAGUAUCUCAAAGCUGGACCUUCGAGUGUGCAGGUGCGACGUCAAUCGGACGGCUCCUCAUUAUGGCGGGGACUACCACGUAUCUGGGGACUGACUCUAUCAGGCAUCUGUUGGAGUGACUCCCUAUGACACAAAUCCUAACAAUGGCCAAGUGUAACCAAUGAAAGGGACUGCAGUAUAGUGGCCCAAGUAAUAAAUAUCGAAUCCACGGGUCUCUAGAGUUACUAUUACUCAGCUUCAGUUCAUUAUCUAGCAAACAAGAUUAAGAUGAAAGAACUAAAACUACUCUAGCAAACUACAGUUAAAGUUAAUCUAAUUACAGGUUGGGAGCUCACUUAGGUAUGAUUCCCCCUAGCCACUAGCCAGAUUAAUGAUUGAUGAUCUCUAACCUGUUUCACUUUCAUUCACAAUGCGGAGAAUCCUUGACUAGACCUUUAGUCUCGACUAAAGGAACAAGGCCCUCUUGAGUCAAUUGCCUAGAGGGACGUAUCCUUUUCUAGAACAACCGAUCAAGGCGUUCUGAACUAGAUUCCCUCUAUCGAAUGAGGUUCUCAAUCAAUUCAAAGCAUUGCAUCAACCCUCGAAUAAAGAAAUCGAUCCAAUACUAUCAAUCUAUGGUGCUAUAAUCAGGUAUUCGCUCUCAUAGGAUCAAAGCAGAAUCAAUAAUCUCGACUAAAGCAUAAUUGAAUCAUGAAAACGUGCAUAGAUUGAAUAUGAACUCAAGAUUAUCAAGUAGGAGUAGUCAUACAAUUAUCCAAUCAAACAAACAUAGCUAGGUUUCCUCAAAACCUAAGUGAAGGGAAUUUACUCCAUAGAGAAGAGAGAGACUGCAGUAAGAAUCUUCAGAUGAUCAGUCUUCAAGUCCGGGCUUGUUCCUCGAGCUUCCUAUGCUAAGAAAUCCUUCAGUUCCACUCCAAGAAUGCCCUCAAAUCGCCCUCUCUCUCUCUUUGGUUCGUCCCGUGGGUGUUUGGGAUCCAAAACCCAGCUCUCCCCAUCCUUUGGCUCGAAAUUGGGUUAAAAACCCAGAAUUUCCUGACCACACGGCCGUGUGGCUUUCCAGUAUGCCCGUGUGGAUGUCAAAACACCGCGUUUCGAUUAAGUGACUUCCAGCCAUCCUACACGGCCACAACCACACGGCCGUGUGGAUUUCCAGGCUGCCCGUGUGAGUUCCCUGGAAUUUCCACACGGCCAUAUGGGUUCCCUUACACGACCAUGUGGGUUUUAGGCAUGCCCGUGUGACUUCCUCAGCUUCUCGGCAAACGUCCGAUCUCCGUCCAAUCGACCCCAAACUCGUUCCUAAACCUUCAUUCACGUACUAGGACCUAAAAUAUCACAAACAAGAACAACCUAGUGUGAAAUCAGCCUAAAUUACGAGAAAUAAGAAUCAAACGGUACAAGAAUGGUGGACAAAAACAUGUGUAUAUAUCGAGUCAUCAAAUUCCCCCUCACUUAACUAUUUGCUUGUCCCCAAGUAAACCUAACUCAAACCAAUGCAACUCUCCAUACCUCUAUAGCAACAAACAACCCUGAUUGUCGGUAGAGGAUUUUCUAGAUCAUAAAGAAGCUUACGAGGUCAACUGGUCUUCUAAGACGUCCCCUAUCUCUCUCAAUGCGAGUACUAGACUCAAGCCAGGAUCAUGAGAAGAAGUGGAAGUAAGACAGUCAGUUCAUGGAUAAAGGGACUCAUACCAU